GUCUCCGCCUCUUCCUGGUUCGACUGCUUUCCCGUAGAGGAAGUGGGGCAUGUGAUCUGUGGACCUGUUCAGUUCGGAAUGUGUUUUCGGUUGUAGUCACUGUGUUAGGCAGCUGUGGCAUCUAUAUUCUGGAGGUGAAAAAAUUUUGGUCGUCGUUUCAGUGUGACGAUCAUUCUAUCUACUUUAAGUUGUAUAGUUGUCCCCGCUUGAGGGGACAGUCAGAGACCCUAAGCCCACUCAGCGUGUUAAUGUUUCAAGGGGGUGCUUGUUGUCAGUCAGAACCGUUGAACGUUGGUUGAUAUUUGUUCUACAUAAUUUUCUUUGUAUUUCUGCUCCCUGGCUAACAACUAAUAGUAAAGGGAACAUGGAGGCCAAAGCUUUAUGUGAAGGAGACGGUGCUUGUAACGCAGUGGCCCCGGACCCUCAUCGGCUACGCAGUAUUGGGAACAGAGAGCACUCCAGGAACCCCAACCUGAGAAGGGAGGAGCCCAGAAUUAGCGAUGAGGAAUACGAGGAUUCCGAGGCCGAGCAGUAUAAGGAUGGUCGGAGCGAGGAAGUGAACUGGGAGGCCAAAGUUCAAGCGUAUGCCUGGUGUAAGGAGUUUCUUGGUGGGUCCUGGAAGUUGAUUACUGUGGAUGAGUUUCAAAUCUCAACUGUUAGUGGAGGCCUCAGUAACCUGUUGUAUCUCUGCACUCUGCCAGAUCAUGUGCUAAGUGUGGGCGAUGAGCCUCGCCAGGUACUGCUGCGUGUUUAUGGAGCCAUCCUACAGGGUGUGGAUUCUCUGGUAUUGGAGAGCGUGAUGUUUGCAGUUUUGGCAGAACGUGCCCUGGGACCAAGAUUAUAUGGAGUGUUUCCACAGGGACGUUUGGAGCAAUACAUUCCAAGCCGUCGACUGUUGACUGAAGAAUUGGGAUUUCCAGAUAUUUCAGCAGAGAUUGCUGUUAAAAUGUCACGAUUCCAUGGAAUGGUCAUGCCCUUCAACAAGGAACCAAAGUGGCUGUUUGAGACUAUGGACAGGUAUCUCAAGCAGAUAAUGGGGCUGACGUUCAUCAGAGAGGCACAUGUCAAAAAGUUUAAUAAACUGAAGACUUUCAACCUACCAGGAGAGUUGACAAGUUUAAAGGCACUUCUUGAAGCCACUUGGUCACCUGUGGUUUUUUGCCACAAUGAUGUGCAGGAAGUUUUCUUAUUUUUGUUUCUCUUUCAAGGUAACAUUCUCUAUUUGGCAGACAAAGAUGCUGCAUCCACAGAGAAAUUGAUGUUAAUUGAUUUUGAGUACAGCAGCUAUAACUACAGAGGCUUUGAUAUUGGGAAUCACUUCUGUGAAUGGAUGUAUGAUUACACUUACGAUCAAUGGCCAUUCUUCAAAGCUAAUAAAGAGAAAUAUCCCAACCGACAGCAGCAGCUUCAUUUUAUCCGCCAUUAUCUUUCUGAAUACUCUGGCAAUAAAGGGGACUCAGUGCAUGAGGACCAAACAAAAAUUGAAGAAGAGAUGAUCAUCGAAAUCAACAGGUAUGCCCUAGCCUCUCACUAUCUGUGGGCACUUUGGGCUAUUAUACAAGCAAAGAUUUCCACAAUUGAGUUUGGGUACAUGGAUUAUGCCCUGUGCAGAAUGGAAGCCUACUAUGAACAGAAAAGAAUAUUCGCUUGAUUUGCUUUUGAGCAAUAGCACUGUUGUCUUGCUCAGAAUUCAACACACCUCUGCUACACUUUCCUUUUAUUAAAAAAAAAUUGCUUUCAUUUCAAAUUUGUCCAGGACAAUUUCAUACCUGAUCAGUGGACUGCACUUUGAGAGCACACAGACACAUGCUAAUGUACAAGUCAAAUUGCAAUACUUUGCUAGGAAUGAUGAGCAUUGACUUCUUGGGGGGGGGAACAAAAGUAGCUUCCAGCAGCAGCUGUGUGAAGCCCUGGGCUGCAGGUGUUCCUGUAAGAGUCUGCACCAAUGUUUAUUCAGUGUGUUCCCAUACUGUAUAUCUUUGUCCUUCCUGUGCCCCAGCAGUCUCCUAACCCAGUAGUGUACAGAUCUUCAAAGUUUAUCCUUGAAAAGCUGAGAUUUGGUUUAAAGUAAUGGUUUUUGUUGGGUAGCAUGAGUGAGACAAAUAAGGACUUCUUGUGUCCUGAUGUAGGGUCUCGACCCGAAACAUCGACAGUGCUUCUCCUUAUAGAUGCUGCCUGGCCUACUGUGUUCCACCAGCAUUUUGUGUGUGUUGUUUGUAUUUCCAGCAUCUGCAGAUUUCCUCGUGUUUGUUUCUUGUGGUUUAUUUUUGUUUGUUAAUUUAUGAAGUGUCUGGAAAGGCCAGCACUUGUUCACAACACUAAAUAAACACUAAAUGCCUUUAAGAAGUUGAAAAUAAUUGCCUUGAAAUGUAUGUAUUCUUGCUGUAAAAAUAUUUUCACAUUGUUGGGUAGGGUGUUACCCUGUGAUGAUGAAGAAAUGACCCCACAUCAGCCUGACUUGGAGGAGAAUCCAUGGGAGGUGUUCCUGUGCUUCUGCUACCUUUGUCCUUGAUUGAAAAGCACACCCUACUCAAAAGUAAUGUUUUAAUAAGUAUUGUUUUGAAUACACUUAUACACCAUUUGAAGAAAAUAAAGCAAUGUGGUUCUGAGCAAUGCAAACUAGAUGAAUUUAACCUCAGAUCAAACAUGUUAAGCUGAGGUUGAGUAAGGGUUAUCUGUCCAGAUUCCACUGCAGAAAUUGAACAGAAAACUUGAGGGAAAAUGUAAACCAUAAAAUUCCUCAGUGAUCUCAAGUGGAAAAUAAAUGUUGCAGUCAAAUGAAUUGCAUUUCUAAUUUCACUUUCCACUUUGCAUGACUUGCUUCUGUUUCUUUUUAAAUCCCGUUUCUACUGAACAGGGUUCAGACACCAAGACCAGUCACUAAAUAAAGCUUGCAUUAACUCCCAUCUUGGGGGCAUAUUUCAGCAUCAGUGACCCAAUUGGUGAUUAUCACAGCUGCUCAGUCAGGCUUCCCACUGGGUUCAUGUUUCUCAUUUGCUGCAGGUAAUAGUGACUCUUAGCUUAUUCUGUCAGUGGUUGGCUCAUCCACUAAGUGUAGCUCCUGGCUGGAUAACAUGUAGGAUACAUCCCAGCUAUACUUUGCUAAGCCCUGCUAGUAUAUUUAUACCAUUGGAAAGUAGUUUCUUUGGAGAAAUUAAUCCUAGUGCAUUAACUAAAAUAAACAAGUGAUUGUUGCAGGAAAUUAAUUUUCCCAAGUAGCUUAAGACUGGCAGAAUGUUGAGUAAUGCUUGUAAUAUUUCACUUUUGAUAAUCAGGUUUGUACAUUCUAUAUGAAAGGCAUUCAAUAUGUGUCCACAAUCAUUCCAGAUCCUAUUCAAUGUGUGUGUUUCCUCCUUGUAAAGUGUUUACCGACUUCCCUCAGCUUAUUGGCCUGUAAGUAAUUGUAAGCCUCUAAUGCUGCAACUAAAUCUCCUCUUAAUCAGGAGGGGAGAGUGAACUAAGAUGAAUCCAAGACUUGUUGCAGGAUUUCAACUUGAAAUGUCAGCAAUUCCUUUCCUUCCAAAAUAGCUGCUCAGUCCACUGACUCCCUUCUACAGAUUGUUGCUCCAGAUUCCUGCAGUCUUUUGUACUCCUCAUUCUCAAACUGUUCCUUCGAAUCUUUUCUGUAUCCCCUUUCGGAUCUUUUCUCAAUCCUGAGGUAAGGUAGGUGAGCUAAAUUUUAAAUCUAACUGCUACCACCUUCCUUCUCCCCCGCCCUCCCCAUUACCAAAUUGAGAGACGGAGAAGCAUCAGUGGUGCUGUCAAGCUUUUGGAGACAGGGCAUACUUUGUUCAAGAUGUAUUUUAUUGACAGCUAAGUCAGUACAGUUGCAACAGGUAAUGAGAACCAUCACCGAAAAAUCCAAACCAAUUCGCUCUUGGAAAAUGUCCAUCGCCUUUUUUUCCAUUUGCUGGAGUCUUCUUACUUGUGCAGUUUGUUUGGGGGGGGGGGAGGGGAAAAUCUACAGAUGCUGAAUAUUCAAAGCAACACACUCAAAACACUGGAGGAAAUCAGUAGCACAGGCUGUAUUUAUAGUAAAGAGUAAACAGUCAACGUUUCAAACCCAAAACGUCAACUGUUCUCUCUCUUCUGUAGGUGCUGCCUGGCCUGCUCUGUUCCUCGGAGUUUUGGUGCUAUGGCAGAUUAUUUUAUUUAACUUAGAAUCAAAAACAAAAGUGUCCACUCUUUUUCCAAGUUGUUCAUGCUCUUUUUAUAAUGUGUCGUCUGUUCAUUUUAUCUGGAUCUUGAUUCAUGAGUUCACUUCGUAAAUAAAAUAUUGCUGUGUACUACGUGGUACUAAAUUCUGCAUUCUCAAUGUUCAAUAGGUACAUUUAAUGUCAGAGAAAUGUAUACAAUAUACAUCCUGAAAUUGAGGCUUUGGAGGAAUCCUGUCUAAGUCCUUUAUCUUUGAGCUGGAAUUCCAUUUUGAUAGCAUGGCAUUGCCAUCUGAACAAAAUUUGUCCCAAGUCAAUUUCAUGGAUUUGGCAGGAUUGUAUCAAAUUCUGGAAAUAGUAAUUCUAUGGCUGUUAUAUUUUAAAUAUGGAAAUUGAAUGUGCAUUUGUUUUUCAAUUUUAGAUUUUCUGUUCUUCAUGUAUGGUGGAACACAGGCCACUCAUCCCAGCAGAUGCUUGAGUUUCACAUUGCUAUCUCCUAACUUCAGUGUAUCCUGCAGCAACAUGUACUUUGUGCAAGUAUAUUUAUCUUCUUGUUGCAGUUAUUUGUAGGGCUGAGUUCCACCUGUUACGCCAUAAGAUAUAGGAGCAGAAAUGGGCCAGUUGGCCCAACGGGUCUGCUCCACUAUUCAAUCAUGGGCUGAUCCAAUUCUUCCAGUCAUUCCCACUCCCUUGCCUUCACCCCAUACCCUGGCUAAUCAAGAACCUAUCUAUCUCUGCCAUAAAUACACCCAAUGAUUUGGUCUCCACAGCCACUCGUGGCAACAAAUUCCACAGAUUUAGCACCCUCUGACUAAAAUAAUUUCUCUGCAUCUCAGUUCUAAAUGGACGUCCUUCAAUCCUGACGUCAUGCUGUCUUGUCCUAGACUCCCCUACCAUGGGAAAUAACUUUGCCAUAUCUAAUCUGUUCAGGCCUUUUAGCAUUCGGAAUGUUUCUAUGAGAUCCUCCCUCAUUCUCCUGAACUCCAGGGAAUACAGCUCAAGAGCUGCCAAACAUUCCUCAUACUGUAACCCUUUCAUUCCUAGAAUCAUUCUUGUGAAUCUUCUCUGAAACCUCUCCACUGUCAGUAUAUCCUUUCUAAAAUAAGGAGACCAAAACUGCACACAAUGCUCCAAGCGUGGUCUCACGAGUACCUUACAGAGUUUCAACAUUACAUCUCUGGUCUUAUAUUCUAUACCUCUAGAAAUGAAUGCAAACAUUGCAUUUGCCUUCUUCACAACCAACUCAAUCUGGAGGUUAACCUUUAGGGUAUCUUGCACAAGGACUCCCAAGACCUUUUCCAUCUCUGCAUUUUGAAUUCUCUCCCCAUCUAAAUAAUAGUCUGCCCAUUUAUUUCUUCCAUUGAACUGCAUGACCAUACACUUUCCAACAUUGUAUUUCAUUUGCCACUUCUUUGCCCAUUCCCCUAACUAUCUGAGGCUCUCUGUUUCCUCAGCACUACCUGCUUCUCCACCUAUCUUUGUAUCAUCGGCAAAUUUAGCCAGCUUGAGUAAAGAAAUAUUCCUGUUGGGUAUAUUUUUAUUAUCCUAUUUGCAAUUCUAACUUCAUCUUUCUUCAUCUACCCCAUCAGACCCUCAAAUUAUUUCUCUCUCUAACAGAAUCAAUCAGUUGGAUCGAUUGAGAUAACAUAUCUGAAAGGGUAUUCCCACCAUUGGGGUAAAUACAAUGAAUGUUUUGCUGAUCUUUCAAGAUCAACAAUUGUACACAAUGUUUAUGGCUUAACUUGAAUGACAUUUUCUAUCCCUUCAGAAACUAUGAACACAGUAAAAAAUAAGUUUAUCACACUUUUUCUUGAACUCCAGUUUCACGUAUAUUAUUUUUUAUCUUCAAUGUUACAUCUACUAUGUUCACUUCUAUUAUAUCUUGCAUAUGUUCGACUAGCUACAAGCCAAUCUGCCUAGUUCUGCAGUUGAGAGGAUUGACAGCUUCAGGCCUGUUGAAAUUGUCUAAAUAUAAUUUGAGAGAAUAAAUUAUCUACCACAUAAACAAUGCAAUCAGUUCUCUUUGGCUUGAUUUUCAGGUUGUUACUGCAUCUAUUUACAUGGAUACAGUGGAUCUAGAAAGUUUUGUGAACCCUUUAGAAUUUUCUCUAUUUCUGAAUAAAUAUGACCUCAAAUGUGAUCAGAUCUUCAAGUAAGCCCUAGAACUUUAUGAACAGAACCCAAUUAAAUAAAUAACACAAAAAACAUUUAACUUGUUCAUUUAUUUAUUGAGAAAAAAUAUCCAAUAUUAUCCAUGUUUGUUGGAAAAAAGUAUAUGAACAGCUGGAUUAUCAGUUCAUUUAAAGGGGAAAUAAAAGGUGUUUCAAUCAAUGGGAUGACAGUCAGGUGUGAAUAUGGGAGGCCUUGUCCUAUUUAAAAAAACAUAAAUCUGUGUCUUUACUAUCAAAGUCUGAUCUUCACCAUACAGGUUUCGGAAGUGUGCCAUGCCUUGAUCAAAGGAGCUUUCUGAGGACCUCAGGAAAAAAGUUAUUGAUUCUCACUGGGCAGGAAAAAGAUAAAACAACAUUUCUAAAGAUUUUGGGGUCCACCAACCCACAGUCAGGCAGAUGACAUAGAAAUGAAGGAAAUUAAAUACUGUUGUUACUCUCUCUGGAGUGGUCGAACAAUAAAAACCACUCCAAGAGCAAGGUGUAUAAUACCAGGUUAAUAUCUAAGGAGCUACAGGCCUCUCUUGCAUUGGCUAAUGUCAGUGUUGAUGUGUCUACUAUCAGGCAAACACUGAACAACAAUGGUGUGCAUGGUAAGAUUGCAAGGAGAAUACCACUACUCCCCAAAAACAUUGCUGACCAUUUAAAGUUUGCUAAAGACUAUGUGGAAAAGCCAGAAGGCUAUUGGAAGAAUAUUGUGAACAGAUGAGUCCAAAAUAGAACUUUUUGGAUUAAAUGGGAAGAGUUAUGUUUGGUGAAAAGCAAACACUGCAUCCAGCAUAAGAACCCGAUUCCAUCUGUGAAAUGUGGUGGCAAGUGUCAUGGUUUGGGCCUGCUUUGCUGCCUGGGGACCAGGAUGGCUUGCCCUCAUUGAUGGAAUUAUAAAUUCUGAAUUGUACCGGCAAAUUCUACAGGAAAAUGUCAAGGUAUCUGUCCAAGAACAAAAGCUCGAGGAAGUGGGUCAUUCAGCAAGACGACAUUAGUUAGUCGACCAAAGAAUGGUUAAAGCAGAAGAAAUGUCAUGUUUUGGAAUGGCUGAGUCAAAGUCCUGACCUUAAUCCCAUAGAAAUGUUGUGGAAGGACCUGAAGCAAGCAGUUCGUGCAAGGAACCCCACCAACAUCCCAGAGUUGAAGCAGUUUUGCAAGGAGGAAUGGUCUAACAUCCCUCCAAACUGAUGUGCGGGACUGAUCAACAGUGACCAGAAAUGGUUUGGUUGAAGUUGUUGCUGUACAAGGGGUUCAUACGAGUUAGAGAACCAAAGGUUUACAUACUUAUUCCAACAAAUGCAUGUAAUAUUGGAUCAUUUUUCUCAAUAACUUAACAAGUAUAAUGUUUUUGUAUUAUUUAUUUAAUUGGGUUCUCUUUAUCUGGUUUUAGGGCGUGUGAAGAUUUGAACACAUUUUAGGUCAUACUUAUGCAGAAAUAGAGAAUUCUAAAGGGUUUGAAAACUUUCUAGUACCAUUAUAAGUCACUAAACAUCAUCCACAAAUAGUCUACUGAAGGGAUUUAAUUUUUUUUAUUGGAAUUAUGAAUAACGUGCACCUAAUACAAUAGGGAGGACCUCCCCUACUGGGAAAGGUUCCAUUGAAUCGGGAAGGCAAUUAGAAUACUAUCAACAAGGGCAAAUGGAAGCUAUGCACAAAAUUUUUAAUUGGGGGUAGGCAGAGGUAGUAGAAUAUUAUUUUGGGGGAAACCUAAAAGAAUUGAUAAGACUUAGAACAAUAAAACUUGACAAUAAAUGCAUGCCAAAAGGGCAAUUCGGGGACACCAGUCACCCCAACUAUAAACAGUUUCAGCUGCUUUCUGCAAGCUACUAGACUUAUAAAUUCACAUGUCUAUCCAUUGUGACGGAGUCAUUAACACAAUGAUUUUUAUUCCCUCACGUGGGAUGGAUGUAAGAUUUAAAUUUAAUGUUACAAUAAUCAUGGGGGACUUCAAUAAGCAGUUAGAUUGGGAAAAUCAGAUUUGUGCCGGAUUACAGGAGAGGGAAUAUCUAGAGUGCCUACAAAAUGGCUUUUUAGAGCAGCUCAAGGUUGAGCCCGUUGGAGGAUCAGCUACUUUGGACUGCAUGUUGUGCAAUGAACCAGAAUCGAUUAGAGAGCUUAAGGUAAAAGAGCCCUUAGUGACGUGAUCAUAAUAUGAAUUCACCCUGAAAUCUGAGGUGAAACCAAAGUCCAAUGUAUUGGUAUUACAGUGGAGUAAAAGGAAUUACAGGGCCAAUAGAGAGGUGUUGGCUAGAAUUGAUCAGAAAAGGACACUGGCAGGAAUGACUGAAGAGCAGCAAUGGCUGGACACCUGAAAGCAACUCGGAAGGCACAGGAUAUAUAUAUAUCCCAAAGAUGAAGUGCUCUAAAGGAAAGAUGACAACAGUGGCUAACAAGAGAAGUUAGAGCCAACAUAAAAGCUAAAGAGAGGACAUGUAAUAAAGUAAAAAUUAAUGGGAAGUAGAGGAUUGGGACACUUCUAAAAACCAGCAGAAGACAAUUUAAAAAGUCAUUAAGGUAAAGGUGGAGACCAAAGAUGAUACCGGAAGUUUCUUCAGAUACAUGAAGUGUAAAAGAGAGGCAAGAGGGGAUAUCGGACUGCUGGAAAAUGAUGCUGGAGAGGUAGUAUUGGGGGACAAUGAAAUAGCAGACGGACUGAAUAAGUAUGUUUGCAUCAGUCUUCACACUGGAAGACACUAGCAGUAUGGUGGAAGUUCCAAGUGUCAGGAGGCAUGAAGAGUGUCAAGUUACCAUAACUAGAAAGAAUGUUAUCAUUAAUUUCAAGAAGUCUGUACUCACUGACAUUUAAAAGGAUGAGGUGGGAUCUCGCUGAAAUAUUUUGAAUGUUGAAAGGCCUAGACAGAGCAGAUGUGGAAAGGAGGUUUCCCAUGGUGAGGGAGUCUAAGACAAAAGGGCACAGCCUCAGGAUAGAGGGGUGUCAAUUUAAAACGGAUGCAGAGAAAUUUCUUCAGCCAGAGGGUGGUGAAUUUGUGGAAUUUAUUACCACAGGUAGCUGUGAAGGCCAGGUCAUUGGAUGUACUUAAGGCAGAACAUAACAGUUUCUUGAUUGGACACGGCAUCAAAGGUUACAGGGUGAAGGCCAGGAGUGGGGCUGAGAAGUGAUAAAAAGUAUCAGCCAUGAUUGAAUGACAUUACAGACUCAAUGGACCAAAUGACCUAAUUCUGCUCCUAUGUCUUAUGGUCUAAGUAGAGGAGUGUGCUAAAAAUGCAUCUUUGAGCUGUACUAGUGUAGAUUGUCAGUGAGGUGGUGAUCUUAUUUGCUAUACGCAAUGACUAGUCUUCUGGCGAGAUGAUCAUUGAGAUCAACAAGUUGGACACUUGUACAGAAUGAUCAAGGGGAUAAGGUUGUAAUGAUUUUAUUCUAGUUUAAGUUUAAGUUGAGAGAGACUGUGGGCUGCUCCCAGAACAUCCUUAGGUUGUGGUGGUUGUUAAGACAAGCAAUACAUUUCAUUGUAUGUUUUAAUGUAUGUGUGAUAAACGAAUCUGAAUCUGAAUUGUGUCAAAUAAAUACACCUAAACUGUAGUAUCUAAAGUCCAGCAGACUCAAUGGAUUAAACUGCAUCCAUCACCUAUCUGGACCCACAGAUAUCAGACAAAGUCUCUGGGGUUAAUUGUAUGUCACUGUUCGCCUGUAGGGGAGUUCUGAUUCUGUUAAUAUCCUGGAGAGCUCUGAUGCAAACUUGGUCCAGAAAGUGCCAGGAGUGGAUCAGUUGGAACACAUCCCUCUGGUGUGAACGUGUACCUCCCCAAACUGGGCCUUUCUAGGAUUUGCUUUUCAAACCACAGAAACAGGUAGUGAAGGGGGAAUCAAGUCAACCCUUUGUGCCUGUGCCAGACUUUAAGAACUAUCCAAGAGUAAUUCCCUCACCCCCAGCACUGUGUAGAACCAGAGUUGAUGUACAGGGUGCUGCACUGAAAUGUUUCAGCCCCCACUCUGAGAAGGUGAGCCUCGAACACGUCACCAGUGCACUGUGUACUGGUUCAGAGAGCAUCCAAAUGAGAUGGAUGUUUGCAGCCUUUUGAACACCACAUGAGGGGAAGAUUAUUGAUCUUUCUCACCUCCGGUCUCCUUUUCUUAUCUCUAUCCACAUUCACACCAGUCAAGCCAGAGCUGAGCUGAACAUCCCCUCGUCCCCCCAAUGCAUUUGCUAGCUUCAUUCUGUUGUAUUCCCCACUGAGAUCUUUCCUUGAGCUUUGCUGAAAAUAAACCCCUCACCUGCCUUGGUGAUCUCCAUCUCCCAUAAAUAUUUACACUGCAGCUUCCAAACCCUCACCAUAUUCCUCUUGUUCCAAGUUCAAGUUUAUUGUCAUUCUACUGCACACAUGUAUACAGCUAAACAAAAGAAUAUUCCUCCGGGACUAAGGUGCAAAACAGAGUACAUAUUUAAUGUACAGCAUAUACAAUAAUAUUAACCCAAUAAUAUUAACAGAAUUAUUUUAAUAGAUAAAGUAUUCUGUAGACGUACAUGGGUGUUUUGAAGUAUCACUGUCUGAGGAAGAAGCUGUAACCCAGCAUAACAGUCCUUCUUAUACUGCAAUACCUUCAGCCUGAUGGUAAGAGGUCAAAGAGAGUGUAGGACUGAUGGCCUCUUUCUUUGAUUUUCUCUUUCCUUGUUCCCACCACCACAACUACCAACCCUCUUUGUCUAAACCAUGCUUAAGGAGACUGAAGGACUGUAAACCUGGGUCUGUGUUAUUUGUCUAAGCUAUUCUCUAGCCCUGUGCAGUUUUAUGUCACUGUCUUCAAGGACUUUGACUGACAUUGGCUGGAGAUUUUCAUUGGACAUUGACAUUGACAAUCUUUCUAGAAUCACUAGGACCCUAAUCCUAAUGGUUCCAGAAGGCUGGAAAAUUACAAAUUUCAUCCACUUUUCAAGAAAGGAGAGAGGCAGAAGAAAGAAAAUUAUCAACUGGUUUUAAUAUCUUUUAAUGUACCAAUGAGGAAUCAAGGAUUGGAGUGUAAGAAAGGAGUUAAUUGUGAUUCCUCCAAAGUAGAUGUCAGAAUAAAAUGGAAAUUCAAAGACAAAAUGAUGUCAGUUUGGAAAGAGCUGGAGAUGUGCACGAGUGCACCUCCCUGAAAUGAAAUACUGAAUGAUAUUUUCUUCCUCACAGAUCUAUUAUGCCCAUUUUCCUAAAUUAUUGUGACUGGUCAGAAGGUUGUAAGUGAUAAGGUACAGCUGGUACCAUGGAGAGUUUGAAAAAGUACUGCAGUGAAAAUCAUGUUAUGCUUUGAAAGAAAUAUAAACAGUAUAAAAAGGGACACAUUCUUUGUGCAUUGGGGAGAGGGGGUUGUGAGACAGUACUUAGAGAGAGUCAGAAUAUGUUGAAUCAGAGUUAGAGAGAAAACAGGCUGUGUGAGAUUGUCGGACCUGAGACCCCCCCCCCCCCCCCUGACAUUGCAGAGUUUGGCUUGUUUAGUGAAAGGUAGUAUUAUUUUGAUUUCUGUACUGGUACUGCUCUAGACAUUUGUUUUGCUUUCUGUAUUGCAUUUGUGCCGGUUCUAAUAAAAUGUUUUCUUAUGGUUGAA
Hypanus sabinus (Atlantic stingray) is the source of this 11855-nucleotide messenger RNA. It is a transcript of the gene chkb, whose product is annotated as choline kinase beta. Gene Ontology annotation, molecular function: choline kinase activity; ethanolamine kinase activity. Gene Ontology annotation, biological process: phosphatidylethanolamine biosynthetic process; CDP-choline pathway. NCBI's taxonomy places the organism in Eukaryota, Metazoa, Chordata, Chondrichthyes, Myliobatiformes, Dasyatidae. Gene Ontology annotation, cellular component: cytoplasm. The transcript has 11 exons. The coding region runs from base 365 to 1651 and encodes 428 amino acids. The record is from RefSeq and is a predicted model, not a curated record.